AUGUCGAACAGAAAUAUAUAUAAAUAUAUAUCUAGAUAUAUCUAAUACACUUUUAAAAGUGGCUGCUUAUACUAAAGGUUAAAGAAAGAAUAUUUUUAAGUUACAUUUUGUAUAUUUUCCAUUUGUCACGAAAGUGCAUUUUACAGAAUAUGGACUUUCAAAACAGAAAUUCCCUGAACGUUCGAUUAAACAGAGUCUCGGGUAACCUGUUACCGAUGACUAGCAACGAUUCUCCGUUCCCUGUAGCGUGGAGAAUAUACAGCGCCGUUAUAUGGCUGAUCGAAACAAUUUAUAUUAGCGCAAUAAUUCCCGGAAUCUUAUACGUGCCAAUAGAUAAAGCUUUGCGGGAUGGAACGGUCGGCAUGGUGGUUAUCAUAGAAGUGUUUUUUUUAUUAAGACAAAUGCAUGUGCACAGAGAUCUUGUAACUCAACUGAUUCAAAAACUAAAUGAAAUUCUGCGCGUUGGGGAUAAGACAAUGAAGUUUAUCGUGGAUUCGACCUUAAGACCGGUAGAUGUUCCUCUCAAAUUUUAUUGCAUAGCUGGGACUAUAUCUCUUGCAAUGUGGUGCUGUAUAUCUUUUGCGUCGAUUUUGAAGAAGAAAUAUUUUUUCUAUGAGGAUUAUAGGGUUGCUUUGAACGUCUACAUGAUAAAUCUAGUAUUACUAGUAACAGCACAAUAUCGCUACAUCGCGGUGAAGCUCGCAACGAUAUUUCGAGAAAAUAUUCUACAGAGUCAACACGAUGAAUUCGAAAAGGAAUAUUCUAAUGUAAAUUCAUUGGCGAUUCUGAAACUGAAGGCAUUAUGUCGACAUCACAAUGCUAUAGUACGAAUAACUUUAAUGCUAAAGAAAUUGCUAUCUUUAAAUAUGAGUCUAAUAUAUUUGACAAAUGUUUUUAUUCUUUGUUUUUCUCGAUGUCAUGCUGAUAAGUGCAGACUUGAUAUAUCUGUUAAUUCAAAACUGAAUCAGAUUCUAUAUACUGCCGAUGAAACUAUGAAGAAUAUUGUGACGGUAACUUUGGAGCCGAUAAAGGUUCCAUUAAAUAUUUAUUGGGUCACCGGCGCAAUGUCAACUUUUACUUGGAGUUGUAUGCCAUUACUGCUGAUCUUCGAGAGGAAUCAGUUCUAUUACGAAGACUACAGAGCACCUGUUGUUUUUUCCAAACAAUCAUUUUCAUUGAGCAUCUUUUUACUAGGAAGUUUAUUCCUAACUAUCAGCAUGACAAAUAUGUUCUUAAAGAAAGCCAGUGUAGAUGUGUACAUGAUGCAUCUGAUAGCAGCAGUAACAACGUUCUGGGAAGCGAUUUCGAUUGUUAUGUAUACGACAGGUGCGAUAAUGCAACUUUAUAUUACGUGCUCCUGUGUGCAACAAUUAUUAGAUGCGAGUACGGAAGUAACGGAUAAAGCUUUUCACGAAAAGUGGUAUUUACUUCAACCAUCGACAAAAUGUAUAUUUAUGUUGAUAAUUAUGGCUAACAGUUUAGAAUGUAAAAUUGCGGCUUUUGAAAAUUUCAAUCUUUCCUUGUCCUCGUUUAUGAAGAUUUUAAAUCAGUCGUACUCGAUCGCUCUUCUGUUUUUAAGAAUGAAUUAAAAAGUGACGGAAACGUUCUACUUACAGUAGUUAUAAUUGUUACUUCCAAACUAAUAACAAAAAUUAAUAAUCUUGUGAAUUUAUUUUGGUUUGGUAAAGUUGA
Molecule: messenger RNA, 1692 nt
Organism: Monomorium pharaonis (pharaoh ant)
Lineage: Eukaryota; Metazoa; Arthropoda; Insecta; Hymenoptera; Formicidae
Exons: 7
Coding region: 150-1589 (479 amino acids)
Biological process (GO): sensory perception of smell
Cellular component (GO): membrane
Molecular function (GO): olfactory receptor activity; odorant binding
Source: RefSeq, a predicted model, not a curated record